GUUGGAGAGCAGGUUCGGAAGGUGAUGCUGGGGAGGUGGCGCGUCUUCUGGCCACCGUGGUUGCAGUAGCUGGUUUCGGCUGGCGGGUUGGCGGCGAUGGGGAGCUUGUUGCAGUUCAUGAAGCUGGUGGGUCAGCUGAAGAGAGUACCACGGACAGGCUGGGUAUACAGAAAGAUACCCAAUCCAGAGAGUGUCUCAGAUCACAUGUACAGGAUGGCGGUCAUGGCUAUGGUAACUGAAGAUAAAACACUGAAUAAAGACAGGUGCAUACGACUAGCCCUAGUUCAUGAUAUGGCUGAAUGCAUAGUUGGUGAUAUUGCUCCUGCUGACACUGUUUCCAAAGAGGAGAAACACAGGCGAGAAGAGGAAGCUAUGAAACAUUUGACUGAAUUGCUGUCAGAAGAUCUGAAAAAAGAAAUUUAUGAACUAUGGGAAGAAUAUGAACACCAGUCUAGUGCAGAAGCAAGAUUUGUGAAAGAGCUAGAUCAGUGUGAGAUGAUACUUCAAGCCUUAGAGUAUGAAGAAUUAGAGAAAACACCUGGGAAACUUCAAGAUUUUUAUGACUCAACUGCAGGGUCCUUAGCAAUCACUACCCCGUUUGAACAAACUAUGCCGUCAGGAUGCUCUGAUCAAAAUAAAAUUAAGUUUCAAAUCAGACUGCAAAAAGAAAAGAAAAGAAAAAAGAAAACAUGAUGAUAUAUCCUUUUCAUAAAAUGAAAUGUGUGAACUAUGCAGGAACAUAUAUUAAUCUUACCCAAGUGAAUGUGACCUGGAACAGCAGCGUAAGAAAAAAUCAAGGAGAGUUAAACACAAAUAUAUAGUUACAGAAAGCUUCUGUCAAACCCUGAACUGGAAUAUUUAAUACCAUAAGAGUGUUUAAGCAAUAUUUAGGUACAUUAGACUGAUUUUGUAUUAAGUUACUCGGUAUGCAUGCUUCACUCAGAAACUUGCACAUUAAUAGGCAACAAGUAAAGUGGAGUCCAGAAGAGAGAUGGCUGAUAGGGAUAUGUGGAAAGAGUUCAUCAUUGGAAGAUCUAAGAAAACAUCAACAGUAUUAUCUCCAAGCACUAGAACUAUUGUGAAUUUGCUGUUUUCCUUUAAGUAAAAUAUAUUAACCUCACCCAUAAAAGUUAGACAUGCUUAAAGGUGGGAAAAUAAAUAGUGAUUUCAUACAGCCGUUUGUUCAGUUGAAAUUGGCUUGACUCUUUUGCCUGACCUGAGCAUGUGCACAGGCAAUGUUCAUGAAGGUGGACAUUGUCAAAAAAUAUCUGAUCAGCAGCGUGCCUCUAAGUCUGCUUCUGCAAUGAACCACCAGUUGCAAUCCCAAACUGGGCUGAUAAUAAGUACAUAAUCCAGUUUGAAAACUAGCCCAAAAGGGGCUGUUGGUUAAUCAUAGGAUUCUACAUAAUCCAUUCCUGGUCACUGAGGUCUUACUAUUUCAUGCACAAUUCCAUGUGCAUAGAAUUCCUUAACACAGAUAGUCCUGGCUUAGUUCUUAGAGUAGUGGAAUAUAAUAUUACAUGUAUAAUUCUCCCUGAAAACAGUUUAAAAAAGCAGUAUGUCCAAAGAGCAAAAUAUAUGUUCAUGUUCUAAACAGAAAGGUGAAUAAAACUCUGGAGCCAAUCCACUGAAGUUUGCAUGCAGCACCAAAAAACAGUUAGCUAUUUCUACAUUGUCCAUGCCUAUUUUUGGACAAAGCAAUUAGAUUUCUAGUUUCUUACAGUAACUGAUUGCUAAAAACUGGUCCGCAAAAGCCCUAUCAACAUUAGCUUUUGCAACACCAUGCUCUCAUGGUAAGUCUUCAUCCUGAAGGCACAACAGUUUUAAGAAAUGCACACUCUGGAUGAUUUACUUGUGUAUAAGCACCAACGAAUUAAUGAGACUAACCUCUAAGUGAACACAGGACUGCGUUAUGAAAAAUUAUCUAAUGGCCUGCUUCCAUGACUGACAGCACUUCUUCAUUACUUUUCAUGACUUCAGCCAUAAUAGGUCAGCUACAAACAACAAUGCGUUAUGUAAUGACCUUUAUGGACAUGUAUGUACAGGCAGCCCAAUGGGGUGGGAGCACUGCUCGGUAGUGUUGCAGCAUCUGAGCACUAAAUGAAGUUAACAGUUGCCCAUUCAAAGUAAUAAGCAAUAGUUUCUUGCUCUGGAUUUCUUCCUUAACUCCCAGAAAGAUAACCAAUCUGCAAAUAGCCCUCCAGCCUUCCUGCAUAAUUACAUUUUUCCAAAAUUCUUUGGUACUUGUUCUUCACAGGUGCCCAGCCAACAAGAAGACCAAAUGUUAUUGGUUAACAAAGUUGUCAGGAAGCUAGGCUGUGAUCAAGAAGCUUAUUAAUAAAAUAUAUUUUCUGAUCUAUUUCAGUUUUCCAAACUAUCCAAAAUUUAAUUUGUUCUCAACUUCUUUCUCUUGUUUUAUAAAUAAGGGAAGGUAAGCAUUUAACAUUAUUAAUACAAGAAUAAAAUGGCAUGGUUCAUAUAACAAAGUGUAAAAUCUAGAUUUUAGUCUAGAGAAAAAUUAAACAUCUUAUGUUCACACUCUUUAUUGUGUUUAUUUUUGGUGUUCAGACAGACAAAAGGUGCUCUAUAGCAUUUGCUAAGUAUCACAGCCAUGCACUAGCCUAAAGUGACAUGGAAGCAAAAGGUAAUUUUUAUUGUGCACACUGAAAUACACUUUAUUUAUAAAGCAGCAUCAAUAUAAAUCAUGAUGCUUUGAAGAGAAACACCAAGCAUAAAAGACAAAUUUUAGCCAUGAGAUAGUACCUAUGAAAGAAAGCAAAGGGAAAGAAAGGGGCAGACAACGAGAAGAACAGAUAAACGGCUAAGGCAAAGUCAAGGUGUAACACAAGUAAAUGCAGUUAAUCACUGGCUUUGUUUCACUUGGGAAUGAAGAUAUACAAAAUGCCAGCACAAAUAUCUAAUAAAGAAGCCUUAGAUUUAGUAGAAGUAACAGCCAUAGGAUUGUUCUCUAACUCUAUUAAAGUCAUCAUGAAGUUUUGCACUGACACCAGUGAAAGAUAGGUUGCAACUAUACAACCAAAUUAGAUGUGACAAUUCAUGAUUAGGAUUUUUUUUUGUAAAAGUAACUGGCAGUACAGAAAUGGAAAAAUAAAAAUAAAAGCUCCAUAUUACUACUUUGAAGAUUUGGAAAUAGAUUUCUGGAAGACAGUGUUUAAUCCUUUCAUUCUGUUCCUUCCUCCAGUGUAAAUUCCUCUUUCCCACCCCAAAACAUGCUAUUAUAUCACUGGUAGGUGGGAUGGAGGUUGGACAGGUACAGAUGUUAGACAAGUUGCCUUGCAGCCCUGCAAAUCAGGAGGAAAAGAGCUCAUUGCUGUGCUAUAGAGGACAUAAUCAGCACUUUCUUCUACUUCUAAAUGCCAUAUGACAAAAAUGGAUUUCAUUGGAAAGGAUGUCCUGAAUUUCUGAACAAAUUUACCUUUCUUUGCAAAAAGUGUUCUGUUGAAAUCAUGGAAAGGACAACGGAAGAUGUUGGAUUGUUUUGUAGAAGUGCUUGUUACUAUCUAGUAUUCCUUGAAAAUGUGAUAAAAUAAUAAAAAUCACUGUAUUGGUAUUUCCACGAAUAGCUUGGAGGCAAGAUUCAAAAGAUUUCCAUCUCUAAAAUUCCAUUUACAAAAAGAAUUAGGUUAAUGGAGUUUUUGUGGGCCUACUUAUACAUUUUCUAGUGCUAUUUAGCAAAUGAGAUUCCAACAUGUAAUCUCUUUGGUUUCUCUGGCAUGCUGCCAGAUUUUAAAUCAGGAAUACAUCUUAACAAGCUGUCUUUCAUUUCCUUUAUGAAAAAAUAGGAAUAAGGGAAAGUUGGCUUAGUCAUGAGCCCAUUCAAAUCUUGUAACGCUGUGCAUUAAAAAACAGGAGAAAGCUCAAUUUCCCUCUGGAAAUUGUUCCAAGUUCUGUACCUCAUAUCGCCAAACUUCUUGCUGAUGGCUGUUCCAACAUUGUUGAUUGCUGCUGUGGCUUUUUGCCCUGCCUGAGUCAGAGUUUCUUGGGUCUUCUUAUAUCUGUGAUUAAAUACAGCACAGUAUAAGCAGCAAUACUUACAGAAGUCAAAAUUCAUUCAUAAGGCAUUUGCUUAUUAUACUGCUGGUCACAACACUACCAUUCUGGUAUCAGAAUGGAGACUGCUGUACAUUAAACUCACUUGCAAGAACAUUAUAAAAUCAGUGCAUACUUUUAAAAUAGGUUGCCAACUUUUUUAGCCUUCUAGAUAUGUUCCAGUUUACAUGCAUCAAGAAGCUCAUCCAUCACAAAGCAAGUCAUUGCAAUAAAAUAAUAAUUUUAUGGAAGCAUUCCUCAAAAAGAUUGCUGAGGACAUGCAAGGGAGAAAGGGUCCUUUGCUCUUCUUCCCCUAAAGUCUGUCCUCUCACU
Messenger RNA from Varanus komodoensis (Komodo dragon), 4383 nucleotides. It is a transcript of the gene HDDC2, whose product is annotated as HD domain containing 2. Bases 97 to 693 code for a protein of 198 amino acids. Gene Ontology annotation, molecular function: 5'-deoxynucleotidase activity. The record is from RefSeq and is a predicted model, not a curated record. Lineage: Eukaryota; Metazoa; Chordata; Lepidosauria; Squamata; Varanidae. Gene Ontology annotation, cellular component: cytoplasm. The transcript is spliced from 6 exons.